Molecule: messenger RNA, 408 nt
Organism: Penicillium crustosum
Lineage: Eukaryota; Fungi; Ascomycota; Eurotiomycetes; Eurotiales; Aspergillaceae
Product: Isocitrate and isopropylmalate dehydrogenases family
Exons: 5
Coding region: 1-408 (135 amino acids)
Biological process (GO): L-leucine biosynthetic process
Cellular component (GO): cytosol
Molecular function (GO): 3-isopropylmalate dehydrogenase activity
Source: RefSeq, a predicted model, not a curated record
AUGUCUUCCUUCAACAUCGUCGUCUUUGGUGGUGACCACUGUGGUCCCGAGGUGACCGCUGAGGCUGUCAAGAUCCUCCGGGUCAUUGAGAAGUCCCGUGGUAUUACUUUCAACCUUCAGGAUCACCUGCUCGGUGGUGCCUCUAUUGACGCUACCGGUUCGCCCCUGACUGACGAGGCCUUGAACGCCGCUAAGAACGCCGAUGCCGUUCUCCUCGGUGCCAUUGGAGGUCCCAAAUGGGGAACUGGCGCCGUGCGCCCAGAGCAGGGUAUCCUCAAGCUCCGCAAGGAGAUGGGCACAUUCGGUAACCUGCGGCCCUGCAACUUCGCGGCCCCCUCGCUGGUCGAGAGCUCCCCCUUAAGGCCGAUAUUUGCCGCGGUGUCGACUUCAACAUCAUCCGUGAGCUGA